This is a messenger RNA of Hyla sarda, 847 nucleotides long. It is a transcript of the gene REC114, whose product is annotated as REC114 meiotic recombination protein. The transcript is spliced from 6 exons. The coding region runs from base 88 to 810 and encodes 240 amino acids. Lineage: Eukaryota; Metazoa; Chordata; Amphibia; Anura; Hylidae. The record is from RefSeq and is a predicted model, not a curated record.
GGCAGCCGUGGACUCUUCAUAGUGUACACAGCAGCUUACGCUGCACGUCAACCAGCAGGGGGAGCUCCUUUACGUGCUCUUCUAUGUAUGUACACUGCACAGUACCCUCAGGGUGUUUCCCGCCUUUGCGGUGUAAUGGCUAUGGCUGAGGCUGUCGGUGGUAGUUCUUCAUAUUCCAGGGUCUUGUCACCUUUUGACCUCAGGGUAACAGAACAAGGAGAACAAUGGGUCCUCAGAAAACAUGUGAGAGUCGGGAGCCCAAAGGAGAAAGAUAAGAACCAAACGCAAAAACGGAUAUAUGAGUCAAAUGAAAAAUCUGGAAUAAUUACCCUAACUAUAUUCACCACGGGUCAUUUUUUCAUCUCUCAAGGACCUACACUAGUGGAGGGUUUCUCUUUAAUCUCUGCAAAGUCUUGGAUGAAGAUAGGGAAAAAGUUAGAUUGGCUACUUUUUGGUUCAAAAAUGAAGGAUGAGUUCCGCAUGUUCAAGGUUCAGUUUGAUGGCGACUCCAAGAAUAAAGCCCAGGAAAACUGUGACAGCUGCUUUCAAAGGCUUCAGCAUUUCCUAUGUAGCCAGAAUGAAUCAGUUGAAGAGUCAUCUCAAAGCUUUCCAGAGCAAAGGAUUACUGUGGCGCAGGUGGCACAGGGUAUGGUGAUGGGCAAACAGGGAAAUAACGUAGAUGUGAUCAAUCCAUGCCCUACCUUUAAUGUGGAACUUUGUACCUUUCUCAAAUUAUGUUUCUUGGACCAAAACUUUCCAGGGUUUGUUGAAGCAGUAGAGAACGAGUUGUACAAACUUAUUAAGAACUAAGUGAUUGAAACUAAAUAAAUAAAUCUUAACACCAGAA